Messenger RNA from Meleagris gallopavo (turkey), 9221 nucleotides. Lineage: Eukaryota; Metazoa; Chordata; Aves; Galliformes; Phasianidae. The record is from RefSeq and is a predicted model, not a curated record.
UUUUUUCUUACCAACACGCAGGUACUUCAUGAAGAAACUACAAUACCGGGAACCGAUUUGAAGUUAUCAUAUUUAAGCUCCAGGGCUGCAGGAUAUAAAUCUGUUCUGAAGAUCACUAUGACCCAAUCUGUGAUACCAUUUAACUUAAUGAAGGUUCAUCUUAUGGUGGCGGUAGUGGGAAGACUUUUCCAGAAAUGGUUCCCUGCAUCUCCAAAUCUGGCUUACACUUUUAUUUGGGAUAAAACUGACGCGUACAACCAGAGAGUCUAUGGAUUAUCUGAAGCUGUCGUGUCUGUGGGCUAUGAAUAUGAGUCUUGCUUGGAUCUGACACUCUGGGAAAAGAGGACUGCCAUUUUGCAGGGCUAUGAACUAGAUGCCUCUAACAUGGGUGGCUGGACGCUGGAUAAGCAUCACGUAUUGGAUGUUCAGAAUGGAAUCCUCUACAAAGGAAAUGGUGAAAAUCAAUUUAUAUCUCAGCAACCCCCAUUGUCAGCAGCAUUAUGGGCAAUGGAAGAAGGCGCAGCAUCUCCUGCCCAAGUUGUAAUGGUCAAGCUGAUGGUAAUAAAUUACUGGCUCCAGUUGCCUUAGCUUGUGGGAUUGAUGGCAGUCUUUACGUGGGGGAUUUCAACUAUGUUCGACGGAUAUUUCCAUCUGGAAAUGUAACUAGUGUUCUCGAGCUAAGCAACAACCCAGCUCACAGAUACUACCUCGCUACUGACCCUGUGACAGGAGAUUUGUACGUUUCCGACACAAACACACGCAGGAUCUACCGGCCCAGGUCACUCGCGGGUGCCAAAGACCUGACGAAGAACGCUGAGGUGGUCGGAGGCACAGGGGAGCAGUGCCUACCCUUUGAUGAAGCACGGUGUGGUGAUGGGGGCAAGGCGGUUGAGGCGACUCUCAUGAGCCCUAAAGGAAUAGCAAUUGACAAGAAUGGGUUAAUAUACUUUGUUGAUGGGACCAUGAUCAGAAAAGUGGAUCAAAAUGGAAUAAUAUCCACGUUGCUUGGCUCCAAUGACCUGACCUCAGCACGACCUCUGACCUGUGAUACCAGCAUGCACAUCAGCCAGGUUCGUCUGGAAUGGCCGACAGAUUUAGCCAUCAACCCAAUGGAUAACUCCAUUUACGUUCUGGACAACAACGUCGUUUUGCAGAUCACUGAAAACCGCCAGGUGCGCAUUGCUGCGGGGAGGCCCAUGCACUGCCAGGUUCCCGGAGUGGAGUACACGGUGGGCAAGCACGCGGUGCAGACCACGCUGGAGUCAGCAACUGCCAUUGCUGUGUCUUACAGUGGGGUACUGUACAUUACAGAAACGGACGAGAAAAAGAUUAACAGGAUAAGGCAGGUUACGACCGAUGGAGAGAUCUCAUUAGUUGCUGGAAUACCUUCAGAGUGUGACUGCAAAAACGAUGUCAACUGUGACUGUUACCAGAGUGGAGAUGGCUAUGCUAAAGAUGCCAAACUUAAUGCCCCCUCCUCCUUAGCUGUGUCUCCAGACGGCACGCUGUACAUUGCUGAUCUGGGAAACAUUCGGAUCCGGGCUGUGUCAAAGAACAGACCCUUACUGAAUUCAAUGAAUUUUUAUGAAGUUGCUUCUCCAACCGAUCAAGAGCUUUAUAUCUUCGAUGUCAAUGGUACUCACCAGUACACUGUGAGUUUAGUCACCGGAGACUAUCUGUACAAUUUUAGCUACAGUAAUGACAAUGAUAUUACCUCAGUCACGGACAGCAAUGGGAACACUCUGCGUAUCAGACGGGAUCCCAACCGGAUGCCGGUGAGAGUGGUCUCCCCCGAUAACCAAGUCAUCUGGCUGACGAUAGGCACGAAUGGGUGUUUGAAAAGCAUGACUGCACAAGGACAGGAGCUUGUUUUAUUUACCUACCACGGCAACAGUGGGCUUCUGGCAACUAAAAGCGAUGAAACGGGAUGGACCACUUUUUUUGAGUAAGUACAUAAAAUAAAGCUCCACGCUUUAUAGUUCUAUUGAGCUCUACAGAACCACUGCAAUACUGCUGGGGACUGGUGAGGUAACUGUAACGAUAAUGCUUGGUAACAAAAUGCACAGGGAGACGCUUUCAGUUUCCCAGCCUGUCUACAUCUGUCUUAGUCUAAGGACUGGGUCUGCAUAAUUUUAAAUUCAUUAUCUCCAAUUUCAGUUUUAUACAUUAGAAUAAUUGUGAGACAACAUCUCACUCUUGUCAACAAAGCUGUAAUUCAGACAACCAUGAUUCUGUAGAUUUGCAUCAAGAACUAAAUUUCCAUCCCUUUAGCUCAUUAGAUUGACACCGUUCUGCAGCAAAUACUGACAAGAAAUCUGCUUUACUGCCGAAUAUUUUUUUUCUUCCAUUUUCUUAAAGCAGCAGCACGCCUUGUGGUCUUUUACCCAGAAAAAAAACUGGGUGUGGGCUUUUAUUUUUGAAGUUGUGAAAGGUUGUGUUUCAUUGAGCGGCAAAUAUCUGAGAAAUGUGAGCCCUGGGGGAAGUGUCAUGCCUGUAGGAAAAAAGGAGGACACGGAGACCAACAGCAGUGUGUGAUACGCGCAUGCAAACGUAACAGUGAGAGAUGCUAGAUUUGUAAUUUUACCAGCCUUGGAAAAAUCUCUUACAUUAAAUGUUUUACCCCAUGUGACAGUCAUUAAGACACACCAACGCCUGUUUGCAACAGUCAGGUUAACAAAAAAUUUUACAGAAUCCUUAGAUGUAUCGAAAGAGGAAGGUUGUGACAAUGUAUGAAGUGGUAGAACCUUACAGCUCAGAUACUGGCAUUAUAGGCAGCUUCAUCCUCAAAUGAAUUGGACUACCAACUAAUACACCCAACAGAACAAAAAUACAGCUUAAAAUGCAAUUUAUUUCAGAAAAGACAGAUAUAAAAUUAACCUUUUUCAGUCAUCUGUCAAUUGGAAAAUACACGUAUACUUAAGUCACCUGAAAGACAGAUGCUAAGGUUGGAUAAAAAUGUGCCUAUGAAGAGUUAGUAUGAUAAGUAAAAGUGUUCAAGGGUCCUCCAUUGAAGUACUUGGGAUUACAAAGGACAUCAUGAAAAUCCUUUUUUUUUUUUUUUCCUUCUUCUAUCUUUUAGAUGAAAUGCAGUAGCAACUGCUGCCAAGGUCAGGGCCAAAAAAAAAAGCUUUCAAUUCAACAUGCAUGAUAAAGAAAAUAAAGUGCUGGUGUCAGGCAGUGGCAGCAAAGCCAAACAUCUGUGUUCUGAGAUAACUUCACAUUUCUGUCAGUGUGCAUUUGACUGAGGCAGUGUGCGGGAAGGCUCUGAGCACCUGUACCUACUUUCCAACCUUUACAUGUGCCCAUCAGAGACAUGAGAGCUGCAGGUGUUGCUUCACUGCAUAUUGUGUCCUGAAGUGGAGACACGGCUAGAAAUGCUGAUCCCUACCAGAGACAGCAGGUGGAAUGGCAUCGCUGCCAGUUUUAAGGUAUUCUUGCAGUAAUCUGUAAAUUGGCAGGGCUUGGAGAGUGGGCACAUUACCAAAGCAUUAGAAGCAUUAGCUCACGCCUGUAAUAUUUAAUGGUGCAUUUGUGCAUCGCUGCACAUUUUUUUAGGUCCUGGCAGGAGGACACAGAAGCACAGCGAGGAUACACAGGAAUGAGAAGCUGUUCAAUGGGGAGGGCACAUGUUCUGUCCUGCAAGUUACCUGUGCCCUAUACGCUCAGAGACCAAAGCACAGCUUUGGAUGGGCUGUGAAUAGUCCUCCAUUUCCACAGAGUACACCAAGUGUUUCACUGUGACACACAGAAACCACCUGUUUCCAGUAUGUGAGUUGGGAAAGGCAGGCGGUUUGGGGACAGUGAAGUCCCCUACUGAAAUUAAGGCAUCUGUUGAGUACAGCAGGCACUUCAGAUCAUGCUGGUGUGCAUACUGGAUAAUUGAGGAGCCAGAGUUCUAAUCAGGGCAGUAAUUUCUCACCAUGAGUGUGUGGUUUUUGUGUGCCUACUAUAGUGCACUGCUGAUGGCCCCUGAAUGUACCUUAAUGGCAUCAGCAAGAUUGCAAAAGGGGUAGAUUUUAUGUUCACUAGUAAAUGUUUUAUAGGUCUGUAUUUUUCAUCACAGGAAGAACUUAGGGUACUGCAUGUCAAGAAAUACAGUUAUUUACUGCGUCUCUAAGCAGCCGUCUUUCGUAUCUGAUCUGCUUUCAUUUAGACUUCCUCGUCGGUGUUGGGUCUGUCCAGCUGGCUUAUGCAGAGCCCAAAGGGCAGACCAUUCCCCUCAGAAAGUAUUGGUAUCAUUUCAUUGGUAUCAUUUCAGCUGUUGCUUAUGUCCUUCCUAUAUACCUCAGACCAGAGUCUCACUGGAAGACUCAAGCCAAAAUAAUUACGGUGAGAGGUAAGCAGUUCCACUCACCCCAAAUCUGAGGUUGUGUGAGGCUUUUGCAGAAGUAAAGAUACUCAUCUCCUCCCCGUAUCUAUGGCAAAUUAAAAUUCUGUUUAAUUGCAACAAGGAAGAUUCAGAUUAGACACUUGGAGAAACUUGUUGGUGAAGGCAGAGGAGCCCUGGGGCAGACAGAAGUGACCCCUUACCCUGUGCAGGCUGUCCUUAAGAGCAAUUAGACAUCUUUGAGAACUAACUUAGGAAGAACAGAUCCUGCCUUGGGGUAGGGGCUGCAUCAUCUGACCUCUCAAGGUCCCUUGCAGUCAUGUUUUCUGUGAUGCUCCAUACAAGUUAAUACCAAAAAUAAAAAAUUGUGCUGAUUAUGUAAAGCUACAGGGAAUAAGUGGGGAAAAAAAAAAGCACCGAGUUAUUUUUCUUGCCAGAGCAGCAUUCUUGAAAACAUCCAUCAGGCAUCGCAGCUGCUUUUUUGCUUUUUGGGUUGUUGUUGUUUUUUUUGUUGGUUUUUUUUUUGACAUAAAAUCCCCAUACACUAAAUUUAUGUCUGUGUACUUCCCUUUUGAAGAAAAAGCAGAUAUAAACAAGCCCAUUCUGACAUCUCUUAUUCUAGGAUCAACAAACGUUGUUUUGACUUUGCUUUUCAGUGCUGAUGAUUUGUAAUAGUAAAUCUGACUUCGGCGGCCCUUCCAGAGCCUUCUGCAACCACUGCCAACAUGGAAACUAGGCUUAUUGCAUCAGGGCUUGCAUUGGGGUGACACAGUGCACUUGUGUGCAUGCAUCUCAGUCCCAGCUUUUGCAUAUUCAUGUUGGUAGGCAGCGUGGGCUAAAACGUAUGCAGCUGAACAAUUCUCUGCUGAAUAAAAUGAACUCCUGGUAAAACAGUAAGGUUUCCCUAGGAUGCCUGGCUAGAAAUAAGAAAUUAGGAGAAGAAAUCUUUCUGAUCUUCUUAUUCUAUUUUAGUAACAGCAAAAUAUUUCAGUUUCACUGCUGGAUACAUUUUCUUUUAAUAUAGGAAUUUAUGUAUUUUAUAUAUUUUAUUCACUCUAUAUUGUUACUCGGCUUCUCAAAAUGUUUUGAGGAGGCAACAAAGUUUAUAUUCCGUGGUGAAUUUAGACUUUCUUCCAACUCAGAGGCAAAACUUCUCAACUGUCAGAACAUGGAAUAGAGGUGGCAUUUUUCAGUUCUCACUGUGGCUUGGCUGUUUCACCAUUUGGCGGUCCUGCACCAGUUUGAAUGGCAAAAGGUACAGCGGAGUAAGUUACUGCAUUUCGUGUGAUAAAAAAAUCUAGUUUUUAGAGCCAAUCCAGUAACAGUUUUGCCAACUCCUCUCUUGUGCAAAUGUGUUGUACAACUGCAGCAUGGAUUCAGCCGAGUUCUUACUGAUGUAGGAGCAGAUUUAAGACAACUCUUUUAUUUUUUUUAGAACAACUUCUCGGUGAAAAGAAAGAAUCUUGGAAGAAAAACACUCCAUCCCAAAAAUUGGCAAUCACUUCCCUGGCACAUAUUAAAACAUCUUUUCGUGAUUUUCUGUUAGGGUUUCUUUCUCCCCCCACAGACGAAGUCACACUAAUAUCAGAUCCAAAAGAAUUUUUUUUUUUUAUCUGGACACUAAAUAAUGUAGGUUUUAUUUUAUUUAGUCUCCACUUUGCCUAAGGGAAGGACUGACACAAUGGCAAUCUUUCUAUUUCUAUUUUAUGUGCUCUUUUAAAUGAAAAUUGCAAGCACUUGUAAUCAGAAGUGAAUAACCAAAGGGCCCUGCGGUGCCCCUACAAGGAGGCAAACCCACAGCCUGCACUCCUGGUCUCCUCAAAUGCCCCGCUGUGCCAGCUCUGGCCAGCCAGGCUUUCAGUUCAGCUGAAAAUGCUUUAAAACCCCACUACUAACAGAGUGGUUGGUGAUGCUUAAGAGGGCAAAUUAUUCCAGAACAAGGAUGUUAGACGGAAGUCUGCAUUGUCGAGGCUGUGGUGUUUGUCUACCCGGUGUGCCUGGCCCUCAGGUGUCUCCCCACUAGGAUGGUUUGGGACGGAUCAAGAUGACUGGAGCCAUGGGGCAUCUGCAGGCUGCACUGUGCAGAGGUGAGCCGACUGAACAGUCCCAGAGACAAUAGAUGCUACAGUUCCAGGCAUUUGCAUUUUUUUCUGACUUGUGCCUGGUGCCUCCAUUUCCCUGGAAGGUGCAGACUGUAUGGGAUCGCCUUCGGCUUUCUCUCACCCCCUGUAGUUAAUCUGAGAUAACUCUGUUCCCUAUACGGUGCGUUAUUUCCAGUAGCUGCUGAUCAUUAUCUCUUUCCUGUGUUCUCCCCCAUUCACAUCACUCUCCUUCUGGGAGCGAUGUCAGCAGGCAAUAAAUAUCUGAUCCACACUAAGACGCCUCCUCCUCUUCCCUGCAAUUUCACUCCCUUUCAUCCAUGUCUGUUUUUGCCUCCCUAGCCCUUCCUGUCCUACUAGGUUUCCAGAUGUCCCUACUUUGUAUCUUGCUCCUUCCCAUGUCUCCUGUCAUUUCUCUAAGGCGUUUGGCUUCCCUGCCUCCCCCUUUCCCAGAGGUGCUUUUCUUCUCAAUCCCCUCCUGUAACUCUUGACAGUCCAUCCAAUCCUUCCCCGGGCGCUUCAUGCCCUGAGCUCAUUUGUCUUCUCAUUCUUAUCCUCCCUCUCUCGCUCAAUUCUUGUCUCCAAGGGAAUGCAACAGAAAUCAAAGAGAGUGACAUUAGCAAGCAGAGCUCUUACAAGUUUACUUUGCUCCCACAGUUAAAUUAAUGAGCUUUCCAGCCAUUCUGGAAAGGUGAUGAAAUUGUGCAGAAUGUGAAAUUAUCCUUACAAUAAUUUAACAGAGAGAAUUGCAGGUGAAAUCUAUUUCCAGUGCAUGCUGCAGAGCAUCAUGCUUUACAUAUUAUGCUUUUAUUAACAAUGCAUUCAGUGCUGUGGUUUCCUUAAAACUUUGUGAUUCAGAGUAAGACACUGCCUCUGGCGUGGACUUGUUUAGUUUCUCCACGUACCAGACAUAUCAUCUGUAACUGUCUGCAUCAGGCAACAGGGAGCUGAUGAUAUUUUGCAGUUUUUCUCUUGCUUCAUCUUAAUGGAUUUCUUGUGGAGUCUGAUUUGGAAAUACUGAGAUUUGGCCUGUAAAAAAUCUAAAGAACUUCUACUGGGAGAUUUAAUUUAGAGAAAAGCAAAUAUUUAAUCUUGAUCAGAUACAAAUUAUCUUCCAGUUAGUGUCAAAUCAGUUGCUGCUUUAUCGUAUAUUAGGAUGUUUGCAAUUCACUUUGCAAUUUUAGCAUUUGUGUGUGAUUUCCUUUCAAUUUGUGGGUGUUCAUUUGUUUCUAUUUGUGUUCAUUUUUCUAUCACAUUUGUGUUUCAGUACUUUGAGUAUCUAAAAAAUGACUAAUGUCUUUUUCUCUUGCAAUUUUUGGGCUUUCAUUCAAAUUUGGUUUUGUUUUCUUACGAAUACCAGGACUUUGUACAAAAAUUGCAAUUUUUUCCUUUUUUUCAUCUACUCUAAGGAGUAUUCUCUGAGUGUCUUUAGAUUCAUAGUACUCUUUAGAUACUGUUCUCUCUUUUACCAUCAACAGCCUUCUGUACCUUUUGCUUUUACUGUUGCAGCUUCUCACUUCCUCUGUCUACAGUGUAGUGGCUAUGAAGUAAUUAACCAUAUUCUUAAAUUAGAUUAGUUUGUUCGCAUGAUUUUCAAAUUCCUGCACUGACUUGUAGCAUUCUCGUGAGCCCCUGCGUGCAAACCAUGUCUUACAAGUAAGCGUGGUAUCUCUAGUCAUUCAAUAUUAUAUUUACUCGAGCAACUUAAUGCCUAUUCUCUUCAUUCUUAAUACUUACUUAAGUUUUUUGGGGGGGAUAUUUUUUAUAUCCAGUCCUUGUGAACAUGCUUCUUUAUCCACGCUGCCUAUCCAAAUCCAGUGUGCAUUAUGCAUAUUUCCCUCUUAAAGUACAUCUCAGGGACUGUCUGGUUCUCUGUUUAUCAAAACUUGGUUUCUCUUCCUCUCAACAUGGCACAAAUUGAAACUCCUGUUGGCAAAACCUUCUCCCUUUCUUACACAGAGCCAUGGAUACAAACCUGUACAAAAAGCCAUUAGCAUUUCCCUCUAUUCAAACCAGCUAAAUAUUCCCUCUGUCCAAGAGAAUUUAUCAAGAAUAUGUAGCUAAUGCAUUCAAUUUUUGUGUGGUCACAGCAAGUUGAAGAACAUCACAUGUUGUAAACCUUCCCUUAGUUACAUCGAUGACACAGACACAUAAGUAUCGUUCAUGCAGCAUGCAAUUUCUGAGAUCUCAGUGACAGUUGUGCUUCCUGUCCGUACUCACCAUACUACUUCUUUAGAUAAAACUGUUAAGUAGCUUUUCUAAUUUCUAACUUACAUGUCCUUUUGAUGAGAAUAGGUGUCAUGGUCUCACAAUUUCCUAAUGUGUAACAUAACUCAGUUCCACAGUAAAUUUCGUAAUUCCAAUGCAGUAUGCUGUUAUAUAGUACAGUGGGGCUAUGCUGUCAGUGUUGCACACCACGUUGCUGCUUCAGACUCAUCCUACUAAAUAAUGAAGUAGACUUUGAAAAUCAUCUAUACCAUCUUAUGUCAAUGUAAAAUUUUUCAUUGAACUUGUCCCCUAAUUGUUCUGAUAUCAAUAGCAGAACUGUUUUACCCUUUUGUUGAUUCUUGAAUGUUUGCUAUUCCUUGUCCUUAAAACUAGGCUAAGUAAUAAAAGCAGAACUGAGAAAACCACUGAAUAGGUAAUACAAUCAAAAUAGCAACCCUGAGGAGACAUAUCAACAUUAUUACAUCUUACAUGUAUGAGGAAGAGCGGAGAGCUUUGAUUUCUGCCAAGAAAAUUCAGCGUAUGAUGUCUCUGUGGUUUUGGAAAGCACUUAGAAGAAUAAUUCAGCA